AUGGACUCCUCAAACAAUAAAGAUAAUGAUUUAAACAAUCAUACUUCCAGUAACAUGCAUUCUGGUGAUAGUUCUAACUCUGUAACUAGUACUACAAGUAAUAAUACAAAUAAUACUAUUGAAUAUAACGACGGUGUUAACGGAGUAAAUCAUCAUCACCAUCAUCACCAUCAUCUGCAUAAUUCAACUAACAAUCCCAGUCAUUCACAGCAUAGUAGUGGGCAUUAUAAAGAUCAUAUUUUACACCAAAUGCAAGGACUUCAUACAGAAGUACAAUACCAUGAUGAAUAUAUCAAUAGUCGUAAUUCUAGUGGCAUAUCGAUUAAUUCAGAAAAUAAAAGUUCUACUUCAUUAUCAGCAAAAAAACCAUCCCAUGGUAAAACAACUCAGAAUAUUGUAUUUAUUCAUAAAUUAUACAAUAUCCUUGAAAAUAAGGAGUUAAAACAUUUAAUUUGGUGGUCCGAUAAUGGUAAAUCAUUUUUCAUUAAACCAAAUGAAAAGUUCAGUAAAGCUUUGGCAAAAUAUUUUAAACAUACAAACAUUACUAGUUUUGUCAGACAAUUAAACAUUUAUGGCUUUCAUAAAGUGACAAAUUUGAAUGAAUCCAAUACAACAAUGACAGAAAAGGAAAGAGAAAAAUCACACGAUCCUACUGAGGAUGACGAUACAACCACCAUAAAAAUAUGGGAAUUUAAGCAUAGUGCUGGAAUAUUCAAAAAGGGUGAGCCAGAGAGUCUCAAACUUAUAAAGAGAAGAUCGAGUUCACGUAAUAGUUCAAAUGCAUACAAGAAGAGACCAAAUCUCUUAGAGAACCACUCUGGUGUAAAUUUCACCAAUGGAUCCGUAAGCCAUACUGACCUUUCCUACGGCACAGACAAUAACGGUCAUACACAGACCAAUUCUGCAUUUUCAGCAGAACAACUAAACAGUUUGAGAUCACAUUCUUCCUUUUCGCCUUACUCUUCAAAUGAUACUAUUAAUAAUUUACAAAAUUCAUAUAAUAAUGCUCCGCCAGGUUUAAUGCAGAAUUCCCAACAUUUGCCUCCCCAAAAUAUGCAACAAAUUGAUGGACAAUUUGUAACACAAAAUAACCUAAAUGCGACCAAUGAAUUUAUCAUGGAACAAUUUUAUUCUCUAAAUAAUGAUAUGAUACAAGUAUUAAACAACCUUCAGAAUUUUGUCACUUUACAAAAUUCUAUAGCUUUUAAUGACAAUCCUACACGUUCUUUGACUAAAAAAUACCUAAACCAAUAUGAUAUAUUAUAUCACAAUGUUUCAAACUUGAAGAGUGAUCUAGUAAAUAAAUAUCAAACAUUAGCUACAGCAUUUUAUGAACAACAGCAACAUUCAUAUGUAGUUCAGCCUUCGCUGCACCCAAAUUUGCAAAUUCCAGGUUCACGCAUGGCAAUUCACCCGUUAUCUUAUCCACCACAAACACAAUCUAUGAGAAACAAACCUUUUCCUUCUCAGUCACCAUCACUUCUGAACCUAGCAACAUCACAAAUAUGUCAACCACCAAACAAUCCAGCUGGGGCUCGGUUUUAUCCUGAGCAAACAACUACAAAUUUGCAAAAUACCCAAGAACAUAGCAAUGAUUAUCAAAAACUGGCGACUUCAAAUUCAACAUCACACACUUCUAUUGGUCUUGCACCUAGUAGUAUGAUGUCUCAACAAUAUCCACAGGUAUCACCCGUAGAUCAUACCCAAACGUCUUUAAUAAACCCUAUAAAUGAACAAUACAAAGAAAACAUUUACGUGCCAACUAACCCUGUCGGAAAUAUGAACGGUAUAGUUAAAAACCUCACAUUAUCGGACACUGUUGCAAGCAGGAAUCAAAACAUGGCUUCUGAAACUACUCUUACCAAUCGCAGCGCACCUUCAGAAAUACCAUUUCAAUCCAUUCAGAAGGCAUCAAUAGGAGGCACAAAGACUAUUUCGACUCCGGAUUUGGUUGAUAACUCAGUCACUGACACACCAGUUCCAUUGAAAGUAGAAGGAAAGGAGUUUUCUCAUGUGAAGAAACUUCAGGAAACUUCACUUAAACAACAGAAUUCUUCCUCCCCAAUCGAACUUUCAUCAAUCACGAAAAUAUCUACAGACGAGGGUACUCAGCUUAAGAACAGUAAAGUAUACUCAUUGUUAAAUAGCACAGCACCGACAAAUAAGGUAAACGAAUAUGACCAUGUUGACAAAAAACCAAAACUAUAA
Messenger RNA from Maudiozyma barnettii, 2208 nucleotides. RefSeq names its product Sfl1p (gene SFL1). NCBI's taxonomy places the organism in Eukaryota, Fungi, Ascomycota, Saccharomycetes, Saccharomycetales, Saccharomycetaceae. The coding region runs from base 1 to 2208 and encodes 735 amino acids. The transcript has a single exon. Gene Ontology annotation, biological process: regulation of DNA-templated transcription. The record is from RefSeq and is a predicted model, not a curated record. Gene Ontology annotation, molecular function: DNA-binding transcription factor activity; sequence-specific DNA binding.